Messenger RNA from Rotaria sp. Silwood2, 780 nucleotides. Lineage: Eukaryota; Metazoa; Rotifera; Eurotatoria; Philodinida; Philodinidae. The record is from the annotation of a GenBank genome assembly.
AUGUCAAAUGAGGUUAUCCUUUGUAUUUGGGAUCAAUUAUCAUCUGCUGAUGUCAUCUACAGCUUUUCAAAUCUUAACACUCGUAUUAAUACUUUAUUAUUAGAAUUUCAUGAACUUUACAAACAAUUAGAUUUACGUUAUUGUUCAUUGCCAGCUUGUCGUUUUCUUUGUCGUCAAAUACCAACUAUGAUACAAUGGCGUCUCGGUCUUACUGUUCUCAAAUUAGGUAGUCCUGUUCGAUGUUCUCAAAUGGAUUUAUUUGUAGAUGAGGUGGCAAAAUCAAUCGUCGCAAAUCAUUAUGAAAGACAAGGAAAAUCAUCUGAUAAGAUAUCGAAAGAUAUCUUUCGUAUUUUAAUAGCAUACAAGCACAUACAACCGAUAUUUCUUCAACUCGUUUCUUUGCAUAUUUUUCUAACUACAUCAGUCAACGAAGAUACCAUAAAUACACUGUUAUUGGCUAUAGCUGGUGGAUCAGCGAUGCGUACAUUUGCUUUGAAUUCUUGUGCCAAUCAAACUCACCAUUCAAGAGCUUUCUUCGAUUGGUUAUUUCGAUGUUCAAUCAAUCUCGUUCAAUAUAAAAUGCAAUCUUCGCAAAUUGAAGAUGGCUUUGAAAUUACAUACGAACAUACAAUUUUUAAUACUUAUGUUUCACAUUAUUCUCUUGUCUAUCUCAAAAUUAAUAUUCUCCAUUUAAAUACACUCUAUGUACUUCUUCAUUAUCUUCCUCAACUUGAGCAUUUAGGUAACAAUCAAUAUUCUGUAUCAUUAAAAUACUUGUAG